AUCCAAUUUCAGUUGGGGUCUGGUCGGGGCCGUGAUUGGGCAUUGGACCAGUCAAUCUACCCAGAGAGGCGGGGUUUGUGCGCUCGCAGACAAGACUCAGGGCUAAAAUAACGUAACUAGAUUUUGUUCCUAACUGCCGUCAUUUCCUUUAGUCAACUACAGAAAUGCCUGCUUGAAGAAGUACGAGGCAGCGCGCCACGUUUUUGUGAAGGAUGUUUUGUUAGUUUUUGGUCGGCGUCAGGCUCAAGGUAACGUUAACAAACCUGUGAUUGACUUUAUUAACCGCUAAUGUCUGGAAAGAUAUCGUAGGAGAGAAACUGUUUCCUCGGUUACAUCGGUAUAACCAGCUCGUAUUUGUGCCCCGCCAAAAGCCUCAGAGAAGUUCAGCGAGGAAGUGACCAUUUUGUGAGUUGGCUGUUUCCGAUAACGUUAUAAUUAAGUCAGCCUCCUGCUAACGAAAAUGAGUGGCGGAUUCAGUUUUGGGCAAUCCUCCACGGGCUUCGCUUUCGGAGCUCAGAAGCCCACCACAGCCGCAGCCCCUGGCACGGGCUUUGGGAUGACCAGCUCCACACCUGCAGCCCCCGGAGGGGGCUUCGCCUUUGGCACUGCCGCGCAGGCCACCCCCAACCCUGCCGGCUCUUUCAGCUUUGGCACCCCAGCGAAGAGCACAGCAGCCGGCGGAGGAGGCUUCUCUUUUGGGACCCCCACCGCCUCAUUUGGAAUGGGCGCUCCUCAAACCACAGCAGCAGCACCCGCAGGAAUGACUUUAGGCUCAGCAGCUCCAACUGCGGGGUCAGGGUUCACCAUGGGCUCGGGUUUGUCUGCACAGACCACCGCUGCUGCCCCCGCAGGAGGGGGCUUCGCCUUUGGGACUCCUUCUCAAGCUCAACCCCAACUUGCAGCACCUCCAACAGCCACAGUAACGGCGACUACAGGAGCAGGUGGCCUCACAUUCGGAGGAUUUAGCUUUGGAGCAACCAAGGUCCAGGCGACCACAGCUGCAGCCCCUGUUGCAGCCCCUACUGCUACCCCGGGAGGGGGCUUCAGCUUUGGCACCAGUGCUCCAUCCAACCUCACCUUGGGUGUCCAGCCCCAGCCAGCCCACACUGCUGCAACCACAGCAGGUCAGGGUGGAGGAUUUCCCUUUGGGAUUAAACCUUCAUCAACCCCAGCUCCUCCUGCAGCGGCCCAGACAGCCCCAGCUCCAGGCCCAUCUCUCUUUGCUGCACCCAUCUCUACAGCUGCCGCUGUCGCUGCUGCCACUGCUGCUGCUACUGCUGCUGCUGCAACUGCCGCUUCAACAGGUACAGGCUUUACUUUGGGUGGAGUUUCAACUUUAGCAGCAAGCACUGCUGCUCCAACAACCGCAGCAGCAGGUCUGUCGUUUAUGAUGAAACCUCUGGGGGCAGCGACCAUCACCUCCACCUCUGCCUCCAUCCCUUCUUCCACUGUUGCAGCUGCCACAACAGGUGCUGCUACAGGCUUUACACUGGGGCUCAAACCGCCAUCCAGCACAAGUAUCAUAUCAACUACUACAGCAACAACCAUCCCUACAAGCAUUGCUCCUCCAGUGAUGACCUAUGCCCAGCUAGAAGGUCUCAUUAACAAGUGGAGUCUUGAGCUUGAGGACCAAGAAAGACAUUUCUUACAGCAGGCUACUCAGGUGAAUGCCUGGGACCGCAUGCUGGUGGAGAACGGUGAGAAGAUCACAGCCCUACAUAAGGAGAUGGAGAAGGUGAAGCUGGACCAGAGGAGGCUAAACCAGGAGCUGGAUUUCAUCCUGUCCCAACAGAAGGAGCUGGAGGACUUGCUGUGCCCACUCGAGGAGUCGGUGAAAGAGCAAAGUGGAACCAUCUACAUGCAGAAUGCUGACGAGGAACGUGAGAGAACGUACAAGCUUGCUGAGAACGUGGACGCACAGCUGAAGAGGAUGUCGCAGGACCUGAAGGAGAUCAUCGAGCACCUGAACACAUCCAGUGGCCCAGCAGAUACCAGUGACCCACUUCAGCAGAUCUGUAAAAUUCUCAACACCCACAUGGAUUCACUUCAGUGGAUCGAUCAGAACUCUGUUCUUCUGCAGAGAAGAGUGGAGGAAGUGUCCAAACUGUGUGACAACCAGCGCAAGGAGCAGGAGAAAACCUUUCGUUUAACAUUUGACUAAUCAGGAAUAAAUAUGUUGACAUGUAUAUUGACAUAAUUAUCUUUUUUUUUCUUCAGUUGUCCUAAAGAGGGGUGUCUUUUUGGGGGUUGUGAUGUUUUGGAUGGAAAACCAAAACAUUCAUCACAACUCCUGUUAACUUGCUUUUUCCUUCUGCUGUUUUGAAUAAUUUGGUUGCAUAAAUAUCAAUAUUUUCAUUGUAAUAGCUUUAGAGUAGUAAAUAAGUCUGUUCCCAUGUAAAUGCUAUGGUUGUUCUGAAUCGUGUGAUUAAAUAAAUCUUUGGAUAAAG
This is a messenger RNA of Sander lucioperca (pikeperch), 2447 nucleotides long. RefSeq names its product nucleoporin 62 like (gene nup62l). The transcript has 2 exons. Gene Ontology annotation, molecular function: phospholipid binding; structural constituent of nuclear pore. Gene Ontology annotation, biological process: protein import into nucleus; RNA export from nucleus. The coding region runs from base 461 to 2161 and encodes 566 amino acids. Gene Ontology annotation, cellular component: nuclear pore; nuclear pore central transport channel. The record is from RefSeq and is a predicted model, not a curated record. Lineage: Eukaryota; Metazoa; Chordata; Actinopteri; Perciformes; Percidae.